AUGCGUCUCUCUUUGUGGUCUCUGCUCCUGGGCACGACCCUGGCAGCAACCCCCGCGGAAUGGAAGUCGCAGUCUAUCUACUUCCUGCUGACGGAUCGAUUUGCCCGCACUGAUGGCUCGACCGAGGAGCCUUGCGAUACGGAGGCCCGGAAGUACUGUGGUGGUACAUGGCAGGGAAUCAUCAAGAAGCUGGACUACAUCCAGGACAUGGGUUUCACUGCCAUCUGGAUCACUCCCGUUACGUCUCAAAUCAAAGACACGACCGAGUACGGCGAGGCCUACCACGGCUACUGGCAGCAGGACAUAAACUCUCUCGAGGAGCACUACGGCAAGCCGGAAGACCUGACUGCACUGUCAGAUGCCCUCCACGAGCGAGGCAUGUACCUCAUGGUCGACGUUGUGGCCAACCACAUGGGAUACAAAGGCGCCGGUGACGCCGUCGACUACAGCAUCUUCACGCCGUUCAACAAGCAAGAGUACUUCCACGAUUACUGCCCGAUCAAGAACUACGAUGACCCGACGCAGUCGGAGCAGUGCUGGCUGGGCGACAACAAGGUCGCCUUGCCGGACUUGAACACCGAAAGCGAGGAGGUGAAGAAUAUCUGGUACAAGUGGGUUGGAGACCUGGUGAAGAAGUACAAGAUCGACGGUCUCCGUAUCGACACCGUCAAGCACGUCCAGAAGGACUUCUGGAAGGGAUACAACGAGGCCGCGGGCGUCUACUGCGUGGGCGAGGUCCUGGACGGCGAUGUCGACAACAUCUGCUCGUACCAGGAGGUCAUGGACGGCUUGUUGAACUACCCGAUCUACUACCCUCUGAUCAACGCUUUCAAGGCCCCCGGCGGCAGCAUGUCAGAGCUCGCCAGCAUGAUCACCACGGUCCAAGAGAAGUGCAAGGACGUCAACCUGCUGGGUUCGUUCGUCGACAACCACGACAACCCUCGCUUUGCUUCAUACACCAAGGACGUCGCCCUGGCCAAGAACAUCGCCGCAUACUCCAUCCUGGCCGACGGUAUCCCCAUCAUCUACGCAGGCCAGGAACAGCACUUCUCGGGCGGCGAAGACCCCGCCAACCGCGAAGCCACCUGGACCGGUGGCUACGACACCGAAGGCGAGCUGUACAAGGUGAUUGCCGCGUCCAACAAGGUCCGCAACCUGGCCAUCAAGCAGGACGAGAAAUACGUCGACUUCAAGACCCAAGCCAUCUUCUCAGACGACUCCUCCAUCGCCAUCCGCAAGGGCGCCGACGGCUCGCAGAUCAUCACCGUGCUCACGAACAAGGGCGAGGGCGGCGAGGCGACGGUCGAGGUCACGGGCACGGGCUACGAGUCCGGCACCGAGCUGACGGACGUGAUUACUUGCUCGCCCGUCAAGGCCGGUGACAACGGAUCGGUGUCGGUGCCCUUGAAGGGUGGCGCGCCGGCCGUGCUGUACCCGACCAAGAAGCUUGCUGACAGCAAGAUCUGCGCUUGA
Aspergillus campestris IBT 28561 is the source of this 1473-nucleotide messenger RNA. Its product is annotated as alpha-amylase. Gene Ontology annotation, biological process: carbohydrate catabolic process. The transcript is spliced from 8 exons. The record is from RefSeq and is a predicted model, not a curated record. Lineage: Eukaryota; Fungi; Ascomycota; Eurotiomycetes; Eurotiales; Aspergillaceae. Gene Ontology annotation, molecular function: alpha-amylase activity; calcium ion binding. The coding region runs from base 1 to 1473 and encodes 490 amino acids.